Acanthopagrus latus (yellowfin seabream) is the source of this 2675-nucleotide messenger RNA. It is a transcript of the gene wwox, whose product is annotated as WW domain containing oxidoreductase. Bases 147 to 1385 code for a protein of 412 amino acids. Gene Ontology annotation, molecular function: protein binding. Lineage: Eukaryota; Metazoa; Chordata; Actinopteri; Spariformes; Sparidae. The record is from RefSeq and is a predicted model, not a curated record. The transcript is spliced from 9 exons.
UCGGCAUACGUCACAGUGUUGUUGCGGAAGUGCCGGGAAACGCUGUGUGUGUGAUUUUUGACAGCUUGCAUUCAUCCUCCGGAGCAGAUAUCCAGCAACGGUUAAGUGGUUGUUGCGCCGUCGUUUACGUGAUUAAAAACUGAGUUAUGGCGGCUCUGAAAUACGCAGGUAUGGACGACACAGACAGCGAGGACGAGUUACCUCCCGGGUGGGAAGAGAGAUCCACGAAAGAUGGUUGGGUCUACUAUGCAAACCAUGAUGAGAUGAAAACACAGUGGGAACAUCCCAAGACAGGAAAGAAGAAACGUUGUGCUGGAGAUUUACCGUAUGGUUGGGAACAAGAAACUGAUGAGAAAGGGCAGAUCGUUUAUGUUGACCACAUUAACAAGCGGACCACAUACUUUGACCCGCGACAGGCAUUUACAGUUGAGGAUGUGAUCAUCAAGCCAAAACGUUACGACGGAAACACUUCUGCUCUGGAGAUCCUGCAGGGUCGUGACUUCUCUGACAAGGUUAUCGUCAUAACUGGAGGCAACUCUGGCAUUGGCUUCGAGACAGCCAGGUCUUUCGCUCUGCACGGUGCCCACGUGAUCCUGGCGUGUCGAAAUCUGUCCCGGGCCGGCAAGGCCGUCAUCUCCAUACAGGAGGAGUGGCACAAAGCAAGAGUUGAAGCCAUGAUGUGCGACCUGGCCUCGUUCCGCAGCGUCAGGGAGUUUGCUGACUCUUUCAAGGCCAAGAAACUGCCCCUGCACAUUCUGGUGUGUAAUGCAGGAGUGUGCACUCAGCCCUGGAGCCUGACGGAGGACGGCCUGGAGUCCACCUUCCAGGUCUGCCAUCUAGGACACUUCCUGCUCGUCCAGUGCCUGCAGGAUGUGCUGCGUCGUUCGGCCCCCGCACGUGUUGUGGUGGUAUCCUCCGAGUCCCACAGGUUCACAGACCUACUAGACUCGUGUGGCAAGGUGGACCUGGCCCUGCUGUCACCGGCAAAGAAGAACUACUGGUCCAUGCUGGCUUACAAUCGGGCCAAACUCUGUAACAUCCUCUUCAGCAACGAGCUCCACCGCCGCCUCUCGCCUUAUGGCGUCUACUCCAACGCAGUGCAUCCUGGGAACAUGAUGUACACCUCCAUUCACCAGAGCUGGUGGCUGAUGACCUUUCUCUUCACACUGGCCAGACCUUUCACCAAGUCUAUGCAACAAGGGGCGGCCACCACCGUGUACUGCGCCGUGGCUCCGGAGCUGGAAGGGCUGGGCGGCAUGUACUUCAACAACUGCUUCCGCUGCCUGCCGUCCGUCCAGGCUCAGGACCAGAGCAGCGCCGCCAGCCUGUGGGAGCUGAGCGAGCGGCUAGUCGCAGAGAGGCCUGCAGGCAUACAGGCCCUCUGAUGGACAGAGGAGGAGGAGGAGGAGGAGGAGGAGGAGGAGGAGGAGGAGGGGGACAAGCCAAAUCAAAGAGGAAGGAUGGCAGGUCAGGGUGAUGUCCAGUUAGGUGUGAACUGAAUAUAAGGUAACUGUACUCUGACUGUACAAUACAAGAGAGCUGCCAAACCACAGAAGUCCAUCUGGAUAUGUCACGUCACUACGGGGGCUAAAACACACUCACAUAUACAGUACAGGAGGGGGGUUCAUAUACACUCUCUUGAAUAAAUAAACGUUUAAGUUGUGUUCAGCUCUGCUGUGGUAGUUUACAAUGGGAGGUUGGGGGGGACGGGAGAAGAUCUGGUCCGAAUUCAGGGAUCUCUAAAAGUUUCUUCUGUCUCUGUUCUGUCGAUAACUCUCUCAAGUCUUCUGUCUGUUUAAAUGAGCAAAGUUCAAAGAAGCUAAUGACCUGUUCAGUUGCAGGGUUAUCUAAUAAGCAUACACACUCUGUGGCAUAUGCAUCUGUUUCCAGCAAUAGUGCUCUGCGUGACAAACGUUGCGUCUCCCCAGUUAACGUCUGUAUAUUCAGCAUCGUCUCGUCUAGUUUCUACGUAGAUGUGGAUGUUUCCUAUCGAGAUACAGAGAGCGGUGGUUAAUCUUUGUGCUAAAUCUUUUUUUUUGGGCGUAGAAGAAAUAAGGAGUAAUGGGCAUGUGACACUCAUGGAUAUAUAAACACACUAGAGGUAUGAUUCUUAUGGCUAUAUACAUUAUUCUGCAAUACUUUUAUUUCUUAUCAAUUUCCCUAUUCGUUUUCUGUACACAUAUUUACAAUAUCCUGAUUUCUGGGCAUGUGCUAAAGGGGUGUGGACAUCAUUUUUCUUUUUUUUCUCCCUUUUUUUUGACUCAACCUACGUGUUAAUAAUCUAAACUCUGGUCAGUCUAAAUUACAAUUUGGAGGUAUUUCUGGGAUGAUCUGUGUCCAUUUGAAUAACAAAUGCAGAUGGUGGAGAAUCUUGUUUCCAGGAGUCCGGGAUCUUUAAUUUCUGUGUUUCUUCCCUUGUUGUCGUGAUUUCAGUCUCCUGCUAUUAUUUUUUUUAACAUCGUUGUGUUUUUUUCUUUAAUAUUGAUCUCGUGGCUUCGGGGUCUUGCCGUGGAUUGGUUGCCCUGAAGCCGCUGUUGGGACGCUUUUGAGACAUUGUGCUUUAUGGCAGUCUGGGUGCUGUAGGUUGCUCUUGAAACAUCAGCAUUCCAGUGUCAUGAUAUCUGUAAAAGAAAAAAAGAAAAUGAGACGUUUAAUAAAAAUCUGUUUCGCAGUAA